AUGGAGGAGUCAAUAGAAGACCUUCUAACACGGUGGGGAAUGCCCGCCGACGUUGUGACAUUCAAAAAUAACGGGAUUGAAGUAUGUCAUUUGAACAAUUUAUCUGAUGACAACCUAAAAGAGUUAUGUUCUCAUAUGGGCACUAGAAUUAAUCUGAAGAAAUGCUUAUCUGAAUAUAAUGAUGCACAGAUUGAUGAAGAUUUUAAAAAUUUAUAUCCAGGAAAAGAAAAGGAAUUCGAAAAUAAGUGGCAAAAGUUUUUUUAUAAACUGAUAGAAUUAAAAAAAUCAGAAAUAAGAACUGAUGAUUGUAAAGAAAAAUUAUUAACUUCACUAUCUUCUAUGACAGAUGAUGAGCAUAAAAUUCCAUCGCAACUAAGUUUGAUGAUUCAUUUGGUGCCCCCUAAAGGCAGGAGCAGUCAAAAAAAGAAGUUUUCUAUUCAAGAAUGUAUGGAUAGUCUUAUAAUAAUAGUAGAAAAUCCUGGAGAUCUCACAAAAACCAUAGAAGAUCAAAAAAUAAAAGCAAAAAAGUUCCCUGUUCAACCAUAUAUAAUAUUAUUAGGCAGCCUACAGGACGUCAAGCAAUUGUACUUAGUGAUGGAUGAAAUUAGAGUCACUGAAGGUGUGGUUCUAUUCGAUGUAGCUCAUAAUUUUGGGGUCCGCGUAGACCAGGCGAAGAAUGCUCGAGCAUUUUUCUAUUGA
Diatraea saccharalis (sugarcane borer) is the source of this 699-nucleotide messenger RNA. NCBI's taxonomy places the organism in Eukaryota, Metazoa, Arthropoda, Insecta, Lepidoptera, Crambidae. The record is from the annotation of a GenBank genome assembly.